Molecule: messenger RNA, 1902 nt
Organism: Vitrella brassicaformis
Lineage: Eukaryota; Vitrellaceae
Source: the annotation of a GenBank genome assembly
GCCAGCAUCGUCAAUCCAUCCAUCCGUCCAUCCAUCCAUACUUACCCGCAAUCCCACCACUACUAUCAACAUGCACCUACCCCUGGCCCCCUUGGGCUACUCACAACAAUCCCAACACAACGAACCUCUGCCUCUCCCACCUGGCACCACACCGGUUGACCACACCCAGCUGGCCCCACACCACAUCCACACCGCCACCAUACAUGGCCGGCAUGCCGUGUCGCGCCGCCUCCUCCCUUAUAGCCUGCCUCACCACCUCAUGCAGACCCACACGCCGGCACCCCACACCCCCCACCACAAAGCACCCCUCCGCCAGCUGCUCCACCCGUCCCUCGUCGGCCGUCACAUCCAGCGAGGCAGCCAGGCUGACGAAGUUGCUGAGUAUGGUGUGCGAUCGACGCCCCAGCGGCCCUGCGCCACGCCCGUUGCCGAAGUACUUCUCGAUCGGGUGAGUGUCGGCGAGGAAGGAUGCGAUGCGCCAUGAGUAGAUGGGGUCAUUGAUGGGGAAUGGGGGAGGGGGAGUGUUGGGGUGGGCGAGUCGGGGGCUGGGGAGGGUCUCGAGCACUCGCGUGGCCGACCAAGCUGGGCGAAGCGCACUGUCGAUGGCCUCGGUGAUGAGUUGCUGUACAUCGGCACUGAGGUACUGCAAGUAGGCGUUGCUCAUCCACAUGGCUCGCGCGCCUUGGGCUGGCGGCAGCGCCAUGGCUGGCACAGUCAGCAGCGGCGGCACGGCUCCAAGCUUGAUCAGCUUCAUCAGCUUCUGGUGCCCGAGGUAGUCAUUCGCGGCGACCAGUGCCAGCGGGGUGUUCCCGUCUAGAUUGCUGUCAUUGAUGUCCUCUGCCGCGCCGCGCUCCAGCAACCAGUCGAUGGUCGCAUUGAUGGUCCUCGAGGAGCCCGGGGACGCCGCAGCAGCGUGGUGGAGUGGGUAGGACUGGCUGGCGUCAUGUGUGUGGAUGAUGCCCCGGCCGCCCCCCUUGCUAUACAGCAGCUCCAGUAGCCGCAGCUGACACGACGCCUCACCCAACGGCCGUCUGCAGAAGGUGUGGAUGGGAUGACGGCCGUUGUCGUCCAUCUGGGUGGCGAGUCGGGGCUGGAGGCGGAUCAGCCGCUGUGCGAUCUGCAGCUUCUCGUGCGGCUCCAUCCAGCUGGAGGCCACCUGAUGGAGCGUGUUCUGUCUGAGGACUGGGGAAUGGUCCAACAGGACGAUAACCACGCCAUAAUUACCCUGACAGGCAGACAGGCAGGCAGGCAGACAGACAGCAGAUCAUGACGGCUGCACUCGUCCCCAUCAUCCCCCCCCACACAUGCUAUGUCCUCACCUGUGCAAGAGCCAGCUGCAGUGGGUCGCCACGGUUGACAUCGCUACCUCCAGCGAGGAGCGCCCGAAUGACGCCCGCCAUGUGUGGUUUCUCCUCGUGAUACUUGACGGCCAACAUGACCAGCGUCAUGUGCUCCGGUUGCUCCCGGCUGAGGCUCGCGCACACUCACGAUCGUCUUGGUAUCGGCCCCCUGGCUGAUCAGCCGCCUGGCACCAGCCUCAUCUACUUCACCAGACGCCAUGGCAGCGACCAGCUGCCGUGUGGCGGUCGGCAUGUCUGAUGGAAUGGCGACGAUGAUCUCAUGCUGCCCGCCAUACAGAUCAAACACGCUCUCGACUGUGUCGGAGGGACCACAGACAGAUGGGCACCUGCAAAUGCAAAUCAGAAGAGAGCAAUCAAUGAAUCGACGAAGCGAUGAGUCAAUGCAUUCAUCGGCCGAAGAUGUGGUGUGGUUUCCUGACCGACCAUUCUCGCGGCUGCUGACUCCUGGCGUAGCGCAAAGCCAUGCUGCGCUGGUAGUUGGGGACGAAGCAAGUAGCACCGGGAUACCAGGGCCUCAUCUUGCCCAAGAAGUCCUUCAUCG